AUGACCCACUGUUGCUCCCCUGGCUGUCAGCCUACCUGCUGCAGGACCACUUGCUGCAGGACUACCUGCUGGCAGCCCACCAUUGUGACCACCUGCAGCAGCACACCCUGCUGCCAGCCCUCCUGCUGUGUGUCCAGCUGCUGCCAGCCUUGCUGCCACCCAACUUGCUGUCAAAACACCUGCUGCAGGACCACCUGCUGCCAGCCCACCUGUGUGACCAGCUGCUGCCAGCCUUCCUGCUGCAGCACACCCUGCUGCCAGCCCAUCUGCUGUGGGUCCAGCUGCUGUGGCCAAACCAGCUGUGGGUCCAGCUGCUGCCAGCCCAGCUCCUGUGCACCCAUCUACUGCAGGAGAACCUGCUACCACCCCACGAGUGUCUACCUGCCUGGUUGCCUAAACCAGAGCUGUGGCUCCAGCUGCUGCCAGCCGUGCUGCCGCCCAGCCUGCUGUGAGACUACCUGCUGCAGGACCACUUGCUUCCAGCCCACCUGUGUGACCAGCUGCUGUCAGCCUGCUUGCUGCUGA
Messenger RNA from Homo sapiens (human), 525 nucleotides. RefSeq names its product keratin associated protein 9-7 (gene KRTAP9-7). The record is from RefSeq and is a predicted model, not a curated record. Bases 1 to 525 code for a protein of 174 amino acids. The transcript has a single exon. NCBI's taxonomy places the organism in Eukaryota, Metazoa, Chordata, Mammalia, Primates, Hominidae. Gene Ontology annotation, cellular component: cytosol; keratin filament.